This is a messenger RNA of Rhipicephalus sanguineus (brown dog tick), 792 nucleotides long. RefSeq lists its product as uncharacterized. Bases 1 to 705 code for a protein of 234 amino acids. The transcript is spliced from 3 exons. The record is from RefSeq and is a predicted model, not a curated record. Lineage: Eukaryota; Metazoa; Arthropoda; Arachnida; Ixodida; Ixodidae.
AUGGCAGCCCUUACCACUGGGAGCGACACGACCUUCUUGCAGUGCCAGAAGCAGAUGCCCACCUAUCCAGGCUUGCAGGCGGAACGCUCUCGUCUUCUACUGCAAACCUUCCUCUACCAUCGUCUCACGACCAGCUGCGAUCGUUGGGUACAUGAAAACGAGUACCACAAAACGGCGCUUCAAUUCAUACGCAACAAAGUUGCAGCGAUUCGCGCUCCCCCUUUGCAGCGGCUGACUGAGGAGCAGGCGUUCCUGCGCAUCUACCAACUGCUAGUGGCGUACACCACGUUUGCCCAGCACAUGGCCAACACAAGCCACGGUGUGGCGAGCUGCAGCGGCCACGCCAUUGCGGCAAACAGCAAGCGCAGCGCCGCGGGUGCCGCAACGGCCCUCCAGGUGGCUACCAACAGCCAACGAAACGCCGACCAACUACAGGAGCUCCGCUGCGACGUGCGACUGUCGAGCGCUGCGCACGGCAGCCAGGCACAGUUCGCCGCGGCCGAUGCAAGUGCGGUGGGUCUCAUCCUAGACACGUACGUGGACUGCUCCAAACGCCUGCUGGCCCACUACAGCGUGGCGGUGGGUGUGCAGCAGCUGCUGCACUCAAUGCGUGGGUACCUGCUGCACUUGGUACGCCUCAAGAGCCCUUAUCCGGGCGCCGACAACGCCGAGGCACCAGAGGUCUUCGAGCAAGCCUCGUACUGAGCACCACUUCGUUUAUUCCCCUCGCAAGCAUGGUGACCGGCCAAAGCAGUGACAACCCCAGUCUAGUCAACAGUCGCCGAAAGAAAA